CCCCACUCAGCACUUCGCCCGCGUUCCAUCCAGGUCCAAAGUCGAAUCAUACUAUCAGAAAAAGACAGGAAACUCGCGAGCCAUCCGAUACGCACACGCCAGACGAGGACGUUACGACAAUCGCCGCGGCGCCGCCGAGGCUGACCAUCGAGCGACCGCCGCGCCGAUGGCCACCCCCGCGUCCCGCCGCCGGCCCACCUUCGCCGGCGCCACCACCACCGCGGAGGCCCUGCGCGUGCUGCUCGCCCUGGCUGUGCUCUACGGCGCCAUGUCCCUCCUCGUCUACCGCGUCAUCCACAUGCGCCACGUUGCCCCGCUCGGCCCGGACGCGCCGCCGGGCGAAUUCUCCGAGGGCCGCGUGCUCCAGCACCUCCGCCGCCUCGUCGUCGACAUCCCUGGCCGUCAGGAGGGGACUCCGGGGUUGGAGGCCGCGGCGCAGUACAUCAAGGGGCAGCUCCAGGGGCUCGCUGCGCGCGCUGGGCCCGAGUACAGAAUAGAGGUUGAAGAAACACUUGUUAGUGGCUCUUUCAGCAUGAUGUUCUUACGUCACAGAGUAACUCUAGGCUACAGAAAUCAUAAGAAUAUUGUUAUGAGGAUUUCAUCAAAUGUUUCAGAAGAUGAUGAACCAUCUCUUUUGGUGAAUGGACACUAUGACAGUCCACUUGGAUCUCCUGGUGCAGCAGACUGUGGUUCCUGUGUUGCAUCUAUGCUUGAGCUAUCACGACUAAUCCUUGAUUCUGGGUGGGUCCCUCCUCGACCAGUGAUCUUCCUUUUCAAUGGUGCGGAAGAACUUUUUCUUUUGGGUUCGCAUGGUUUCAUAAAGACACAUAAAUGGAACAACACAAUUGGUGCUUUCAUUAACAUCGAAGCUUCUGGAAGUGGGGGUGCUGAUUUAGUUUGUCAAUCUGGACCAGGAUCUUGGCCUUCUCGUAUUUAUGCUCAGACCGCAAAGUAUCCUAUGGCAAAUAGUGUUGCUCAGGAUAUGUUUGGAAUAAUUCCAGGUGAUACAGAUUAUAGGAUAUUUGCUGAAGACAUUGCUAACAUCCCGGGACUUGAUAUUAUCUUUGUUCUGGGUGGUUAUUUUUAUCAUACUUCUUAUGAUACACUGGAGAACCUGUUUCCUGGAAGUAUUCAAGCACGUGGUGAAAAUUUAUUUAACCUAGUAAAGGCUUUCACAAAUUCUUCCAUGCUGCUAAAAGAGAGUGAUGCAUCCAGCAAGGCUGUGCAGGAUGGAAUAGACGAUCAGAGAGCUAUAUUCUUUGAUUACUUGACUUGGUUCAUGGUCUUUUAUCCACGCAAUCUCUCUCUGAUUCUACACAGUCUCCCUGUAGCUGUCUUCCUUCUUGCACCUCUGUUCCUGAACUUCCCAAAUAUUACCUUCAUGUCAUGGUUUCUGACUGUUCUGGAUUUAUUGAAAGGAAUGUUGCUUCAUGCAUUUUGUGUCAUCCUUGCAAUAGUCAUCCCUGCUAUGGCAGCAGGCCUAAGAUUGUUAUUCACGAAGAAUGCAAUGAAUUGGUUUGCUCACCCUUAUUUGGCUUUUCUUAUGUUUGUCCCAACUUCAUUGGUCGGUUUAUUUCUGCCAAGGAUUAUAUGGGGCUUAUCAGAGCAAUCGCACUUUUGGGGUGCUUUUGGGCUCUAUUCUCUAAUAACUUUGGCUUACAUGCUAGCUGGUCUGAGUGGAGGUUUUCUAACAUUUUUCAUUUCCAUGUCCAUUCUUCUUGGGCGAUCUAUCUCUAGCAUCAGCAGGAAGCAGUGGAGCCUACAAUCACCCAAGUCAUUGUUUGGAUAUGUGAUACCAAUGAUCCCGUGCAUCCUUUAUUGUCUUUACUAUGGCGGCUUCCUUAUCCAGUUUUUGAUUGAAAAGAUGGGAAUGAUGGGAUCUCUUCCCAAACCAUAUGGAUAUUUUGUGCCUGAUGUUAUUGUUGGAGCUGUGGUUGGAUUGGUUGUGGGUUGGUGUUUUGGUCCACUAGCACCCAUUGCUAGCCGUUGGUUGGCCAAGACAUCCAUUCUCCAGGGCUUCUUGCAAAUUACAGUGGUUGCUUUGGCUAUCUCAUCCCAAAUAUUUCCUUACAGCACUGGAGCACCAAAACGAGUUGUUCUUCAACACACCUUUGUUACAGAUGCUAAUAGCAUUGUGGAGUCAAACUAUGGUUUCUCAGUUGUCGAUGCUAAUUCAUUGGAGUUCCUUUUCAACAACGCACCUGAGGCAGCCAAAUGGCUAAAGGAUAACUCGAAGUUAUCCUUCAAAGAAAAAUAUCUGUCUGAUAGAAGCUCCUGGGUGGCUUUAUAUCCUGUCCCUUUCUUGUUCUCUGGGAGUUUGAAGUUUCCUGCACAGACUGAAGAGAUUAGAAAGCACUACCAGCAUUUCCCUCAGCUAAUUGUACAGAAGACGUUGAGUAACAAUGGAAAUCGAAGGGUGCAUCUCGAGCUUUCACUUGGUUCAUUAUUGGAGAUUUGGACCACUUCACUCAAUAUUACUGGGCCUCUGUCAAAUUGGUCCUUUGCUGAUUACACACUUUCAGCUCCCCAAACUGUAAGUGGUGGACCACCGUCAUAUAUCUGUCGACUUAGUGGAAAAAGUUAUGAGAAUUGGUCUUUCUGGUUGGAGGCCAAUUCUUCUGAACCACUGAGAAUUGAUGUAGCUGUACUCGACCAGUAUCUCGUUGAUAGUACAAAGGAAUUAAAGAGCCUCUUCCCAAGUUGGGCAGAUAUGACUGUCUUCACCACAUUUUUCUCAACAUAUCAUUUGUAAGAUCGCGUAUAAUUGUAAAUUUGUUAUUUAGGAGGUGGAAAUGAAAUAGGCAGGUUGCAUUUUGGGGGUGCUUUCUUCUCCCCAGUGGGUGGUGUUAAGCUUGACGUGGCCAUAUUUGUAAUAUUGUGGCAACAAUUACGUAAGAUAUAGCAGUUUGAAAAAGGAAUGGGAAAACAUAUAGUGGUGGCUUACAUUUUUCAACAGUGGGACAGGUUGUCUGUCCCAAUGAAAUUAUCAGCUCCUAUUUGUACUGUACUGUAGUUAAGCUAGGAAACAACUGUACAAUGUUCAAAGGUUCCCAGGACUGUAAAUCCUCGUUUGUGUGGCUAGAGCAAACAAACAGGUGCGAAAGCCAUUGCGUGUUAGCACAUCGGCUUUCUUGCUGGUAACACCCACCGGUGGUGAUUCUGAUC
This is a messenger RNA of Brachypodium distachyon (stiff brome), 3165 nucleotides long. RefSeq names its product endoplasmic reticulum metallopeptidase 1. Gene Ontology annotation, biological process: proteolysis. Gene Ontology annotation, molecular function: metalloexopeptidase activity. Lineage: Eukaryota; Viridiplantae; Streptophyta; Magnoliopsida; Poales; Poaceae. Bases 167 to 2752 code for a protein of 861 amino acids. The record is from RefSeq and is a predicted model, not a curated record. The transcript has 21 exons.